AUGUCGAACUUUAGCGAUGAGGAUAACAUGGAUUCAGAGACUCGGUCAAUAAAAGAAUUUCUGGAUCAUACAUCAGUCGCUCGUCAUAUGAGCCAACCACGGUCUGGAUGCAAUAACUGGCUAGAAGAUCUGAUCCAACUCAACUCCACCCUGCCACUCACCGAAGAUUCUAUGCCGGUAGACAAUACUAUUGACAAAGUGCCCUCUUAUGAACAAGGAGAGGACAUGAGUUUCUAUGAUUUCAGCACUAGGGAAGGGAUUUGGACUUUGAGCAAGCAUCUGGAGGCAGAACUCCGGACAAGGGCAGUGAGUGAACAGCAGGCAUUCGAACGAAUGGUUGGGUCGAGGUUGAGAAUUGAAUCAACAAAGUUUUCGGAGGACCAAAAAAGACCUUACUUCAGCUAUUCAACAGUCUCAAUGAAAGAACGGAUGGACAAACUAUUCAGGAAAUGGUUAGAGUUCGAGAGGGAAUGGCAACUUGCGUCAUGGCUUCUUCAUUCAGGCUUGAGCAUGGGGAAAAUCAAUGAUUUCCUAGCGCUAGAGAUUCAAAAGAUUUGUGAGGUCGGGCUGAAUUGUUACCUAGCGGUCCACGUUGAAAAUCUCAAGUUAUUCCUACGUCGCAUCCCACAAAGUCUCCUGCAGUUCUCUACUGGCGGGAUCCGCUUGAAUGCAUCGCUACUCUAUUCAACCAUCCUUUAUUUCACAAUCACAUAG
Messenger RNA from Suillus subalutaceus, 714 nucleotides. RefSeq lists its product as uncharacterized. The record is from RefSeq and is a predicted model, not a curated record. Lineage: Eukaryota; Fungi; Basidiomycota; Agaricomycetes; Boletales; Suillaceae. Bases 1 to 714 code for a protein of 237 amino acids. The transcript is spliced from 5 exons.